Messenger RNA from Pleurotus ostreatus (oyster mushroom), 996 nucleotides. RefSeq names its product RNA binding protein, heterogenous nuclear RNP-K like protein (gene HEK2). Gene Ontology annotation, biological process: 3'-UTR-mediated mRNA stabilization. The record is from RefSeq and is a predicted model, not a curated record. Gene Ontology annotation, cellular component: cytoplasm; nucleus. Gene Ontology annotation, molecular function: mRNA 3'-UTR AU-rich region binding. NCBI's taxonomy places the organism in Eukaryota, Fungi, Basidiomycota, Agaricomycetes, Agaricales, Pleurotaceae. The coding region runs from base 1 to 996 and encodes 331 amino acids. The transcript is spliced from 3 exons.
AUGUCCUCUGACACCCCAGCCAGGGUUGAGUCUGCUACUCCCCAGUCGCGCUCUCCGUCCCCCGAUGACCACGACACUUUGACUUUACGCGCUCUUGUCAGCACAAAAGACGCUGGAAUCAUCAUUGGCAAAGCUGGAAAAAAUGUCGCCGAUGUUCGAGAGCAAACUGGAGUCAAAGCAGGCGUCAGCAAGGUCAUCCCUGGUGUCCAUGAACGGGUCCUCACCGUGUCUGGUUCUGUACAAGCCGUUGCAAAGGCUUACACGCUCAUUAUUUCCCAACUUGUCUCAAAUGCCCCGCCAUCCCCCGUCCCCGUAUCUUCGCCGUCCGUAACCCACACUUCCAUACGCCUCCUCAUCUCCCACAAUCUCAUGGGAACGAUCAUCGGCCGCAGCGGUCUCAAAAUCAAAGCUAUCCAAGAUGAAUCUGGUGCCCGCAUGAUAGCGUCCAAAGAAAUCCUCCCACAAUCGACAGAGCGCAUUGUUGAGGUGCAAGGCGCACCAGAUGCCAUCGGCCGUGCCAUCGAAGAGAUCGGAAAGUCUCUGCUGGAGGACUGGGAGAGGGGUAUUGGCACGGUUCUCUUCCACCCCUCAGCUGGCGAGGAGAGGGGGAACCGCCGGUCUGAGAGACCUUCGUACCCGCGUCGCAGCAACGGUGACAGUAGGGAUCAUGGUCGUUCGACUCCCCCACCUUCCUCCCCCACUUCUAGCCAACAACCCGCCAACCUACGUACACAGAACAUCUCCAUCCCAUCCGAUAUGGUUGGCUGUAUCAUAGGGAAGAGUGGGACAAAGAUCACGGAGAUACGUCGUCUCUCCGGUUCGAAGAUCUCCAUUGCCAAAACGCCGCACGACGAAACAGGCGAAAGGAUGUUCACCAUCAUUGGUACACCAGAGGCCAACGAGAAAGCCUUGUUCUUACUGUACAACCAACUUGAGAGCGAGAAGGAGAGGAGGGUGGGCAGAGACGCGCAGCAGCAACAAGAGGUCCAGGAGUGA